GAGGGGGAUGAAGAUGGACCUGAGGGAGAUCCUGGCCGGAGGAGGGAGCGUCACUGAGAUCCGAGCCUCUGAGGUUCUGAUCAUAAAGCCCUCUGUAAACCCUGAAGAGAGGAAUACAGGAGGAAAAGGGAGAGAGGAUGGAGAGAUGAAGUGCAGCAUGGACGUAAGGAGGGAGAGUGUGAGCAGGGAGCUCAGAACAGACGUGUCCUGGCUAAGAGAAAAAGAGAAAGAGCCUACUAAGGAGAGAGAAAGACCACGGGGCCAGGCGACAGUCAUUAAAGAAGACAGGAAGGACAGCUUGGAUGAUAAUGUUUUUGUCGAGAGGGGAGGGAGGGUUAGCCAGCUGCUGAGUAAAUUCGGAGAGCUCCCCAAGCCACCAUCUCGAUCCAAAAGCUCUGAUAACGUCCUCCGGCCUGGGAGGAGAAAAUACUCAGGAGAUGAAGAUGACCAACAAUCUGAGGAGAGGAAGGCAGACUGGAGGAAAAUUAAAGGCGCGCCAAAACGCUCACUUAGCUUCUCUGAUCGAGUCAUCUGUGCUACGGAGAAUGGUUUAGAUGACGAACGGAGUUAUGAGAGGAAAAUGCGUGAGAGGAUACAUUCAGACAAGAGUGUGGCACCUUUGGUAGACAUUAGAGGUUUAGGGAAGGAAACCACAACAAAGAUCAAAAUGGGAUGGACACGGCUUUUAGAUAAAGACAGGUUUGGAAGGCAUAGAGAUGGACCUGUAAAAAAUGAGGAUGAAAAGGGGGGGCCCAUGCAGAGGAGAAACGAGGCAGAAAUGUGUAUCUCCGUCCAGCACAGGAGUGAAAGGAGUGAUGUUAAGAAAGUCGAGCCCGUUGAUAAGAGAGCUGCAGAGAAGGCAGAUGAUGCAGAUGGAGACGAGGGGUUCACAGUUGCGUCUGUGAAAAACACAGAGGGAAUCUCGUUUGCUAGAAGAGUACCAAUCAGGCAAGAUGGGAAAGCAAGAGCUGAAAGAGAAGUAAAGCGACUGGCAGGUGAGAAAAGUUUGGAGAGGGAGCUGAGUGUAGAGGAAGAUUCAGAAGCAGGAGGGCAAAUUGAGGCACAAGUUAGCGACAAAAAGGUGUUGGAUUUUCUGAGAGAAGAUGGAAUUGAAAGUCAGUUAAUUCCACCUGAAACUCUGCAGGAUUAUGUCAUGGCUGCAUCAGCAUACACGGCAAGCCCAUGCCUCGCUGAGAGUCACGACAGGCAUGAACCGGAUGUCGCAGAGUGCUCCAGUCUACUCUGUACGGUCACAGAUAGGGCUAGAGACCCCCACAGAGGGCCAGAGUGGAGUGGGACAGGGCCACAAGGACCCUACUUAACGCACUCUGUUUUGUCCCAGCACACAGAGGAUCUCAUAAGUAAAAUAGAAAAAAUAGGAGACACAACUGUUUAUAGCAACGAGAAAGGAGAAAGGGUUUACAAGGCUGCUCACGAAGAGUGCAAACAGGAAGGACAACACUACAGUGAUGUCGAAUCCGAGACCCUCAUUCAAGACUUAACACCCAGGUCUCCAAAAAGGAUCACACCUAUGGGGACCCCUCCAGCUCCCCUGGAGAUUCAAAUCCCCAGGACUGUGUUUUAUGUUGCAGAAGAAAUGGUGGAGAGAACAAAGGCUGUAGGUCAAAGCGACAAUGGACAGGACUGGGAAGGAGGAAAAGGGGUCGAGAGGAGGGAUAGCUGGAGGAUUGGAAAGCCCUUGAGCCGCGUCGAGUCCCUGCGAGAGAAAAUUAGACAAAGAGAGCUGGAGAGGCUGAGACAAAGAGAGACACAGGAGGGUGACGGGAGCGAGGCUGCAGGGAUCAAUGAUACUCACACAGCUGGGGACAGGUUUGACGAAAGGGGAAAUGAAAUAGAGCAAGAGUGGGAAGCUGCUGCUCAUAUGCGGAAGAGGCUGGUUGAAGCAGAGAGGGGACAGGAAGACACAGCAGAGCAGACAUCCAUGGCUGCAUUUGACGUCAUGCAGGAAGUCAACGUGUUGAAAACCUGCCCUCAGCUUCCUGUGUCUGUCCCACCCUCACAAGCUGUCAGAGGAGAGGAAGUAACAAGCGGGUACGCCACUGCUGCCUCCGAAGUUACCUCUGACAGCUCUCAGAUAUCUGAGGAUGAAGACGAUCCCCUGAAACAUGUGGAAGAACAGCUGAGGCGCCACAGGAGCCGACACGAGAGCAGAGAAGAAGAGAGCGAGGAGGAAGGAAAAGAGCUGUCAGAGGAGGAGGUAGAGGAAUAUAUAUCACCUCUCGAUCCCGCGCGAUCUCUAUCCCCGUCACCCCCUCAUCCCAACUCCCUCACAGUCAUGAACCGGAUCUACAACUUGGAAACUGUCGGCUCGAGGUCAGGUUUGUGUCUCAGGGAGAGGACUGUAGACAUCUCAUCAGUGCACCUUGUUAAAGUGAAGCCCCUGAUAUCAAACGCACAGCAGGGGGACAGCCACGCUUUAACAGGUGAAGACAUUGGUGGGGUGCAGACAAUACAAGAACAGAUAGAGCAGUUUCAGCUGAAAGAGCAGGAAGUGCUGAAGUCUUGUACAGCGCAAAACUUCUGUCUUAAGGACAGAGAGACAAAAAGGCAGCAAAGCCCCAGGGGAGUGUUAAAGCAUCAGGUAAAGGAUGAUGCCAAGACCAAGGAGAAGGAUCAGUCAGAAUCGAACUACAAAAUGUCACCUCAGCAAGUUUGUUCUCCAACAUUUCAGCUCAAAAAAACUAUCAUCGUCAACCCCUCAUUUCUCAGGAGCCAAUCCCCGGACAAUUCUCUAAAACCCUUCGAUUGCACCCCGACCCCAGCCUCCUCCCCGAGCUCCCCAUCUCCGGCCCAGUCUCCCAGUGUCUCUCCAUCACCCACCCCAUCGCCCCCGCUCUUCUCCAUCAGGAGCGCCUCUGGGGGCCAAGUGAAGAGAGGCGCCACCAUCACAAUCAACCCAAAAAGACAUGCCACCGGAGGAGGAGGAGGAGGAACAACGGGGUCCAAUAAAGGGUCUACAUCAGCAGGGUCAGCUCCCACAAAGACCCCAUCGCAGCAGGCCAAGAUAACCCCUGCUUUGGCCGAACCAACAAAGAAGAGAUACCCCACAGUGGAGGAGAUCGAGGUGAUUGGUGGAUAUCAGAAUCUGGAGAGGUCUUGUCUGGUCAAAAACAGAGUGACCCCGAAAAGGGUGAAGGUGUGUUUCGAUGAGGACCAGCUGGAGCAGGUGUGUGAGUAUCCGUCCGAGACCUCAAUUCUAGCGUGUACCCUUUUCCCACAUGACCAUGGGAGGCUGGAGAGGCUGCAGGGAGAGGAGGCGCAGCAAGCGGAAGCGGAAGCGGAAGCGGAAGCGGAGGGAGGAACGAUCUUGUCCAAGAGCACAAGGAACGUUGGGACUGCAACGGGACGAAGUCUAAGAGUGGAUGAGUCUUGCCCUCGGUCAUCUUCGCCAAAAUUGCCCAUGUGAUGAGAUCACCGUCAUUUUGUUGAACAACAUUGUGAGAUUUUUAUUGUGUUUUGUUUCAUUUGAAUAAUUGACUUGAGUGUUGAGGUGAGUGUUUUGUAAUCCCUGUGGUGUUUUAUUUAGCAUAAGAAUGGAUGAUUGUUUUGGAAGAAAUGUUCAGCUCAGUUUGAUUUAUGCAGUUGUAAGAGAGACAUAAUUGUGUUUACUGGGGAAAAUAUCACCUAGUUUAUUUUCAGGGUCACUGAGGGACACGAGUGAAUGUAUAAGCAGGGUAAAUAUUGUAAAAUAAUUAUAAAAGACCCUCAGGUGUGCACUGUUGGGCGGUGAGGGAUCACUUGUCUAUGCAAUAUAAUGAAACUGAUAAGAUUUAUUUUUUAGUUAAUAUAUUUCAUAGUUUCUUCUAUGUUAAUUACUUUCCAAAUUAAAGUCAGCACUGCCUCAGCACAGAAGAGCAAUGUUUAUAUCAUCUGGUUUCAUGUGCCUGCUGGAUUUGCCCAUACAGAUGAUAUGAAAAAUCAGUUAAUGUAAAUAUUUGACUUUUCUUGUAUGAGGUCUUUCAGAAAAACCUCCUCUCAGUGGGUAUUGUGUGCAGGAAUGUCGAACAUUGCCAGAACGGGUUUUGGUGCAAUGUGUGAGGCAUGCAAGUCGUUGUUUUAUGUGGGGUUAAAUUGAGCCUUACUGUUCACAAAAACAACUGCGGUAACAGUUCAGUUAAUGUGUAUGGAUUUAAAUAAAGGUAUUAUUUUGUUAUUUUUGUCAUGUGGAAGUGGAGAGAGUUGUGUGAUUGGAAGUUGCUGAGAGGAAGAAGAGUUUAUAACAGAAACAAUUCAAUUACCAGAUUAAUUUCAGCAUAAUAUGGCUACUGUCUCACUUUUGGCUGUAUCACAUUUAUAAUACAAUCUAUUCCAAACAUUUCAUGUUUUUAAAUUAAUAUUCUAAUUGGUAAAAGUAUUUGUGAAUUAUGCAAAUUAUGUGCAAAUUCUUUGCAAAUUUUUUUCUAUCACCGUUGAAGAAGCUGGC
Molecule: messenger RNA, 4444 nt
Organism: Xiphias gladius (swordfish)
Lineage: Eukaryota; Metazoa; Chordata; Actinopteri; Istiophoriformes; Xiphiidae
Gene: ppp1r18
Product: protein phosphatase 1, regulatory subunit 18
Exons: 3
Coding region: 8-3427 (1139 amino acids)
Molecular function (GO): phosphatase binding
Source: RefSeq, a predicted model, not a curated record